UCGGGCAACGGCGCAGGCACGUGGUCACGGACGGCAGGCAGCAAGUGGGGAGCGCACGAUGGGCCGGCGUGGAAGUGCUGGGUGUGUGGGCUGGGCGAUCAGUUCGGCUUCCGCACCCACUGCCGCGACCCCCACUGCCAUGCGCCGCGUGCUGGUGGUACCUGGUCGGCGGCUGGCGCGGGCGCGAAGCAGCAGGCGGCCUCCCUGGCGGCGAAGCUCAAGGCGGUCGAGGAGCGGGAGAAGGCCCUCCAGGCGAAGGUCAAGGCCCUGGAGGACACGUCCGCCAAGGCAGGUGCUGGGGCGGGCCUGGAGAAUGCGCGGCCUUGGGCCAAGGGGCCGAAUGAGGUCGAGAAGUGGCUGCGCAAGAAGCAAGAAGAAGUGGCUCGAGACGGAGCGCUCGCGGACGUGGAGGCGCAGCUGCGGUCAGCAUGCGAGUCGCGGGGCCGCGCCAAGCCCACGGCUGCGCAGCUGCGCGAGGCCAACCUCCGCGCCGAGAAGGCGGCGGCCACGCUGGUCGCAGCGGAGACUGAGGAGCAGCGGUGCCAGGCAGCACUGCAGGCGGCGCGCGCCAAGGUGCAGGAGGCCAAGCAGGCUGAGGAGGCGGCUCGCGCGUACCAGGUCGAGGUCCAGGCGCGCGUUGCUGCGGACGGGCUGAGCCGAGGCGUCGCCAACGACGUGGACGUGCUCCGUGUGCAGCGCGUGCACCUUGCAGGCCGAGUGGGAGUCAGCCUCGAGGAGCUUGGGCUGGCAGCAGGUCUCGCCAAGCUGGCAGCCGACCUGGAGCG
Prorocentrum cordatum is the source of this 785-nucleotide messenger RNA. The record is from the annotation of a GenBank genome assembly. Lineage: Eukaryota; Dinophyceae; Prorocentrales; Prorocentraceae.